Molecule: messenger RNA, 3492 nt
Organism: Calliphora vicina (urban bluebottle blowfly)
Lineage: Eukaryota; Metazoa; Arthropoda; Insecta; Diptera; Calliphoridae
Gene: Naprt
Product: nicotinate phosphoribosyltransferase
Exons: 11
Coding region: 311-2401 (696 amino acids)
Biological process (GO): NAD+ biosynthetic process via the salvage pathway
Cellular component (GO): cytosol
Molecular function (GO): nicotinate phosphoribosyltransferase activity
Source: RefSeq, a predicted model, not a curated record
AUCAGUUAGUAUACGAUCGUACUGUGAACUGGAAUGUUGUUGGAUUGUGUUCAGUGAAUAUUUUGUAAUUGAAUUGAAAUUACGUUAAUUUGUUUUUUAUUUCGACAAUUACACAAAUUUAUAUAAAAGAAUUAAUUAUUAAUUAAUCGCUUUUAAUUUUAUUGUUUAUGCACGUGCCAUCGUUUUCAGAACAUUUAACUCAAAAAGUAUUUGAACUAAAUUAAAUAACAAAAAAAAAAACAACAAUAAAUAUUCUAUUCGUAUUGUGUGUGUAUAGAAAGAAACGUUACAAAAAAAUUCUGUUGACAUUAUGAGUGACCGUGAAUUAAGUUGUAGCAAUACUGCGGGACAGUUUAUGGAUCGUGGCCGUAUGAAUCAGAAUGGUGUGGUACAACCACUAUUAACAGAUUUAUAUCAAAUAACCAUGGCAUAUGCCUAUUGGAAAUCUGGUAAAACAGACGACCAUGCAGUAUUUGAUUUAUUCUUUCGCACAAAUCCAUUCCAUGGUGAAUUUACCAUAUUUGCUGGCCUCGAUGAAUGUAUGAAAUUUUUGGAUAGUUUUCAUUACAGUGAAAGUGAUAUCGAAUAUUUACGUCAAACAUUGCCCGAAGGUACAGAAUCUGAUUUCUUUGAUUAUUUGGGCAAUUUGACGGCAAAAGAGGUUACACUGUAUGCCAUUGAUGAGGGCACUGUAGCAUUUCCCCGGGUGCCUAUUAUUAAAGUUGAGGGACCCUUAAUAAUAGUACAAUUGUUAGAGACCACACUAUUGACAUUAGUGAAUUAUGCAAGUUUAAUGGCCACAAAUGCUGCUCGCUAUCGCAUGGUUGCUGGCAAACAUGUAAAACUUUUAGAAUUCGGUUUACGGCGAGCUCAGGGUCCUGAUGGUGGUCUAUCCGCAUCGAAAUAUUCUUAUGUUGGCGGUUUCGAUGGUACUUCAAAUGUGUUAGCCGGCAAACUGUUUAAUAUUCCUGUCAAAGGAACGCAUGCUCAUGCCUACAUAACUUCAUUUUCGGGAAUAGGUGAAUUAAAAACACGACUUUUAAAACAUAAAACUACAGGUGUUACCGGCGAUUUACUGGAAUAUUCUGUUAAACAUCGUCAAUCUCUGGCAUCGGUGUUGGACGUUUCGAUGGAAGAGUCUUCAGAGGGCGAAUUGGCAGCCAUGGUCUCAUACGCCAUAGCAUUUCCCGAUGGUUUCAUGGCUUUAGUCGAUACGUAUGAUGUUAAGAGCCCUAAAAGCAAAACUAAAGAUAUAAACACUAUAAAGCCAGGUAUUAAUGCUAAAACCACAACGAAUGACAUGAAAACAAAAAUUUCAUUAAAUAAUAAACAGCAGCAUGAAAAUGGUUUUACAAAAUCCUCUCAAAUGAAUGGAAAAACAUCAACACAACAGCAUUCAGCCGUACAGGCAAAUGGAAACAAGUGUUUAGAACAAAAACAUGUAAAUGGUCAUACUGUUUCGAAUGCUUUAACAAAUGGCUCGCAUAAGAACAACGGCAAUGCCAACACUACAACCAAAAAUACAACUACUACCACCAUGAAUAAUAAACAUUCAGUGGAUGUAAAUUCAUUAUCAUCAUCAUCGUCUUCAUUAUUAACGCCCCAAGCUUAUCUGCCAAAAUACGUCGAGAAGUCAUUCAGGAGUGGUUUACUUAAUUUCUGUGCCGUCGCUUUGGGACUCAAUGAUUUGGGUUAUCGUGCCGUUGGCAUACGUAUCGAUUCUGGCGAUUUGGCGUAUUUAUCAUGCUUGUCUCGUGAAACGUUUGAACGUGUUGCGGAACGUUUUAAAAUAUCCUGGUUUAAUAAGCUCACCAUUGUGGCGUCUAAUGACAUAAAUGAAGAUACAAUAUUGAGUUUGAAUGAACAGGGUCAUAAGAUUGAUUGUUUUGGCAUUGGUACACAUUUGGUCACCUGCCAAAGACAACCCGCUUUAGGUUGCGUUUACAAACUGGUCGAAAUCAAUGGCCAGCCCCGUAUCAAACUAAGUCAAGAUGUGGAGAAGGUUACCAUGCCUGGCCAUAAAAAUGCCUACAGAUUGUACAGUGCCGAUGGUCAUGCUUUAAUCGAUCUAUUGCAAAAAGUCACCGAAGCCCCACCAGCUGUGGGACAAAAAGUACUUUGUCGUCAUCCUUUCCAAGAGUCGAAACGUGCUUAUGUCAUUCCAAGCCAUGUUGAAUCGUUGUACAAAAUCUAUUGGCAAAACGGUAAAAUCUGCCAACCAUUGCCGACAUUGGAACAAGUGCGAGAACGUGUACAAAUGUCAUUGAAAACAUUGAGAAAUGAUCAUAAACGUACUUUGAAUCCAACCCCGUACAAGGUAAAUGUCUCGGUCAGCGAUAACUUGUAUAAUUUCAUACAUGAUCUGUGGCUGCAAAAUGCUCCCAUUGGUGAACUCUCAUGAUCUAUAUAAAAAGCCCUACAAAUUACGAAUUUUAAUUUCUUAAUGAAAUGUAAGGAAUAUUUUCAACAACUACUUUUAAAAUUUCAUUGAAAUUAAGGAGUAGCAACUUGCUGGACAUGUAAAGGAUUUUUCUUGUAAUAUUUUUUUUUUUUAUUAAUUUUAUUAUUUUCUUUGGCAAUAUUUACCUAAAACAAUAUCUUAACAAAAGUUAUUUAAAAAAAAUUAUUAUUAUAACUAUUAUUAUUGUUACAAGUUAUUAUUUUUCUGUAUUUUUUUUGUCAACUUUAUAAAAAACCAAUUAUUGUUAAAGUUCUCUUUUUAACUAACUAUAGUUUGUUAAAGACAACAAAAUAACGUAACAAUUAUAACGUAUUUUUUAGUUUUAAGUUAAAACUUAAUAUAUUAAUAUAGAAAAACAAAAGCACAAUUAAACAAAUUACUUAAAUAAAACAAAACAAAAAGACACCAAAUAAAAUGAAAAAAACUUAUUUUACAAUAUAAUAUAAAAAAUAAACAAUAAAAUAAACUUUGUAAAAUAUAUAAAGCACAAAUUUGAAACGAAAAUUAAAGACAACAAACAUAUAACAAAUGAAAUACAAAAACCAAAUUUAAAACGAAUUAAUACAUAUUUAUAUGAAUGAAAAAAAGGCUUAAACUAUUAAGGAUACCACACUAUUUAAUGUGCCUUAAAUACAAAAUCUUACUUAAACAAACACAUCAGCAUACACAACAUCUAACAAAUAUUGUAACUUCUAAUUCAAUGUACAUCCUAAUUAUAAUUAAAAAUACUUAACUGUAAUCGUUUUUAAAGGCUUCAAUAUUUUAGUUAUUUAUAUACGCCAUAAUUUCCUUCUUUUUCUUUGUUUAGGUUGUUUAUUUCUUUUUUUUAAUUUAGUUGUAGUUUCUUUGUUAAUUUUUUUUUGUUUUAAAUCUUUUUUUUUAUUUUAUUUUUUACUUCUUAGUAGACGUGUAUAUUGCACAAGAACAAUAAUAUUAAAAAUAAAAAAAAAAAACAAAUUAUAUAAUUAAACAUACAACAGAAACAGUCAAAAAUAAAUAUACAAAAAUGCUUAUUGUAAAAAGACCUGAAA